CAGGGACCUGCUGGGAGUGUAGGGACUGAGAAGAUCACUGAUUUAAGAUGGUGCUUGUCCAUGUAAGGCCCUGAAGAUCAGAGCCAGGAUCUUGAAUUGAACCCUGAAGUUGACUGGCAGCCAGUGAAGAUAGAAGAGGAGCGGAGUGAAGUGGGUGUGUGGUUUGGUCAGAAGAAGUGGACAGGCAGGCAUAAACCAACUAGUUCAGGGACGUUUUGCUCAAGAAACCUGAGGGCCAGUAAAGUCAGGUCAGCAUUCUGAGAUUACAAUUACAAAUCACUAGUUUUGAGCUGAGCCUGUUCUGGUGGUUUAGAUGCAACAAGUGCUGGAAUCUGCCUUCUUGGGCUUUCAAAAAGGAAAUAAAUGAUUAAAAACUCCCCCAGCUGGCAUUCAGGUUCUGCUGUUAGAAUGAUCUAGUCUAGGUCUGAAGAGCUUAAGUUUUGUAUUCUUUGAAUUAAAGCAGAAUAAAGAUGCUCAGAGAGUUGAAAAUGAGUUGUAAUUGUCCUUUCCACGUUGGUAAAGAGCGCACGCGUUUUCUGACGCUUGGGCGGUGCGGAACCCAACAGCGGUGCGCAAAAGUAGGGGCGUGAAACGGAAUUAAGGGCCUGAUUUAUAGCGCAGUGUUUUUCUGGAAAACUGCGGGAAAAGUGGGAGUGCUCAACCUCAACGUUCACCCCCCUUACCGGUGCGACUACAGGUUUGAACCCAUCAUGGCUUCCCCUCUGAUGAGUCUGGUUCAUGAUGAUGACAGGUACCAGAAGUCCUUCCAGCUCUUCCUGGAGCGCUCCUCAGAGCAUCAGUGUAUGAAGGACUUCAUCCACAACAAGCUGCCACACAUCCUGGCCAGCAUUGGAGAUGGAAAGUCCCAUCUAAAUGUGAUUGAGGUUGGAAGUGGAGCAGGUGACAUUGACCUUGAAAUGCUCUCAGAGCUCCACAAGAAGCACCCAGAAGUGACCAUCGAUAACGAGGUGGUGGAGCCAAGCAGCCAACAGUUACAUCACUAUCAAGUUUUAGUGUCUCAGAAACCAGAAUUAAACUACACAAAGUUCACCUGGAACAAGAUGACAGCCUCAGAGUUUGAGGAGAACUGGAAACAGAAGAAGAUGACAAAGAAGGCAGACUUCGUUCACAUGAUCCAGAUGCUGUACUAUGUGAAGGAUCUCGGCGCCACCAUCAGCUUCUUCCAGAGUCUUCUCGAUAAGAACGGGAAACUUAUUAUAACUCUAGUGUCUGAUAAGGGUGGCUGGGGGAAACUGUGCCAGAAAUACAGGAACCAGUUGUGCAGCACAGGAAUAAGUUAUUGUGUAACCACAAGAGACAUCAGAUGCUUCCUGGACUCCAAGGGAGUGAGCUACCAGAGCUUUGACCUGCCCUCUCACAUGGAUAUCACCGAGUGUUUCACUGAGGGAGAUGAGAAGGGAGAGCUGCUUCUUGAUUUCCUCACCGAGGUGCUGGACUUUAGUAAAACCGCCUCGCCGGAGCUGAAAGCCGGUGUGUUGGAGCUGCUGCGGCACCCGGACUGCAGCUCCCGGUCCGAGGACAGAGUUGUUUUCAUCUACAACCUCGAAGCCAUCGUUAUUGAUGAACCAACCUAAACACGUUUAUAGCAGCAGAAUUAUAACACCUAAUGAUGUCAACUGUAAAGUACGCUAUUGGCUAGUUAGCUAAACCCCUGCUUUCAGUGGAAAUUGGACUAUGAACUUAUUACUGGGGCUCACUUUAGAAAAGCUGGAGAUAAUUAAUUACACAUUACAUGUUAAAGCCCUUGAAGGUAAUAUUUAGGUCUGCAGGAGCUUGAAGUGGUAAAUUAAAAACUGAGAAGCGGAUUCAGGUUUCAGCUGGGGAAGGUUAAACUUUAGGUCAGUGACUGAAAACUCAGAAAAUCUGGACAUUUUGCUGAAUUGUCAACACAUUUAAAUGGCUUAACACUAAAAAACCAACUCUACAAGGCAGACCAAGUGCUACACAUUGUCUUGUAAAAGGCAGCUUCUAGCUAUCUUUCUUACCACGACUGCACAUUUGGGUCAAGUGUAGGUUUUUCUCUUAUCUGUACUGCCUUGCUGUGCACAAAAUUACAAAUGAACUUGUUCAGAUGUUAGCAGAACAGCACGGAAGCUGCCGCAAAGAAUCAGGUAAUGACAGCAACGGAAUCACUGCUUAUAAAAGCUAAAUAAUAGAAAUGAGUUCAUUUUUAAAAAUAGUUUUUCUCAGUUGAAAAGAAAAAUAAUGCAUGUCUGUGACAAACCAAGGAGGUAGUCAAAUAGUUUGAAACUGGCUACUUUCUGGAUGAGACCAGAUUAUUCCUAAUUUCCCUUUCCUUCCAGAAUAUUGUGCUGUGCUCCACUUAAGUGCUGUGUUUUUCCCUUGGUGGGUCUGUUUGGGGAACCAUUUAACAAAUAUAAUUUGAGCUUUGUGAAUUUUUGUCCUGCUGUAUGGAGUUUUUGUGUCACCUAGUGGGCAAUGUGAGUUACUACAAGCAAAACAUUAGAAAAAAACUGGAUUGGAAAAUAAAGUUUUCAGCUUGUUUUAUUUGA
Messenger RNA from Nothobranchius furzeri (turquoise killifish), 2534 nucleotides. RefSeq names its product histamine N-methyltransferase. The record is from RefSeq and is a predicted model, not a curated record. Gene Ontology annotation, molecular function: N-methyltransferase activity. Lineage: Eukaryota; Metazoa; Chordata; Actinopteri; Cyprinodontiformes; Nothobranchiidae.